GUCGAAAGACUAGCGAAAGCUGUUAGCUUAAUUCGCAAAUCCUUGACGUGCAGCGUAUGCUUUUUCAUCGCAUAAUUUCAACAUUUUCGUCGACAUUAAAUCGUGUCCUUAUUUAUCGAGCUAAUCGCCUCUUUCGUGAGUGCACCUACCCGCCCGGGUUAACCGACCUUAGAGACAUCCCUCCUUUCUGGGCUGAAUCUCAUCAAUCGUGGAUUCGGAGAAUCCGUGAAGACUCGCAGUCGCGACCACGUGUGAAGACAUGGCUCAAGACACGCGUCCGUUGUAGCUUCUCGUUGCUUUUUCCCGUAAAACGUAUUUUCAUUUGCGGACCUAAAUUUCACCCCGUACAUCGCAAAAUUUCUUGGAUUAGGAAGGUUUUCAGCAAAGAAGGAAGAUAGCAGAACAUCCAAAAUCGUCCGGAUCAUCGUUAUUUAACUAAGUUGUAGAGCCGCCUAAGGCGAAACAAUUCAAAGCAAAACAAACGUUCACAUCUUAGCCUUGAUGUUUGUUCAAAUCCUUACACAACACGUUGUGGCCAUCCAUUUUGUCAACAAUGCAUAGCAACAGUAAUGGAGAAGCGGGGUGCUCAAUGCCCAAUGUGCAAUGGAAGCUUAAACCGAAGAACGGUUCACCGAAACUUUCCCUUUGCAAAUAUGAUCACCUGUUUCCAUAAGAUCGAAGAAGCUAUUAAAGCUGACAUUCAUAUCGACAUUGCAGCAUAUCAAGUUCACCCUCAGAGCAAAGAAGCUUCAGGAGAAAAUGCUUACAAUCCCUUCCCAAAAAUGUAUUCGCCAGCUCUUGGAUCAUCUAAGCGGAAUCAGAUUAUUCCACGCAUCAUUUCGGAAACAAAACUAAGCUCUCGAAAUAGUAUAUUGAAUUAUGUAAAUUUUGAAGAAGAGCCCCAGUCAUCUUCAGGUAUCAACCAAAGUCACAAAGCACUUGACCAGAAGACCGAUAUUCCAGACUAUUUAAUUAAAAAAGCUAUGGACGCACCUGUGAAAAACAUUUCGAAGAGCCCGAACGCUCGUUUCAAUCAGAAUAACUCAGCACAAAAAACCUCGAAAACAAAAUUAGAUGGAAAAGUGAAGUCAGAACGAUCCCUAAAAACAAGAAAAAUGCCAGAAAAGAUUCAAAAUGACAAGAAAUUAACUUUCAAACAAGUGCAUCAAAGAUUACGUGAUCGUGAGAAAAGUAUUGCAAGCACCUCGGUAGAUUCAGAAAAAAAGGCUAAAGAUCCUUUUUGUGAUUCCGAAACUGAAAAAAUAACGCAUGUUAAAGCCUCUACUGAGGUAGCCAAAAAGACUUGGUCUCGGGUUAAAAAAUUUGGGAAAGAAAUGCGGCCUUUGAAGAAGAAAUCGUUGAACGUGAGCAUCGAAAGCAAAUCUCACAGUACGGCAAAACCCACCAGUAAAAAAAAAUUUUCCACGGAAAUUGGCGAUUCCCAAGACAUUUUCGCUACUGUUCUAGAAAAGAAUCCUUUAAAUCUAAACCAUUCUUUUUCAGAAGCAAAAGAUGGGGAAGAUCUAAUUUCUCGACUCAGCAGCAAAGAAGUAAACGACAUAAUUGGUGUCGUGUCUGAAGAAGAUUCUGAAACUGACAGCUUUACACCACAAGACAUAAUUGAUAAUAAAUCUCCUGAAAAAUGUGGAUCGAUGACGGAUUAUUUCAAGGGAUGUCGGAAUAUGAGUUCUCAGGCGCAAAUAAUUAUGAACGAUAAAGCACCACAGAAGGAUGAAAAGUCAACUCCUGAGCAAAUCAUUGAAGACACUAAUCCGGAAGAUGAACAAAACGAGAAUCUACUCACAUGUAAACGAAGUCAGAUGCUAGUUACGCAGAGUUCCGAUGAAACGAAGUCAUAUAAAAUUUCGCCAGAAGUUCCUAAAAUGAUUCUUACCGCGGUUGAGAUUCCUCCAACUAACAAAUUUCCUGAGGAACAAAUAGAUUCAACACUUCUAGUAGAGCAAAUGGAUCUUACACUUCCAGUGAGUAGUGUUCAAUCCGAUAAAAAAAAUAAUAAAAGCAAUUAUCUGCGUGAAGAAAACAGUCAGAACUUUAAAGAUGUCGAAGCUAUUUCUCAGACCAAUUCACUAAGCAAAAAUGCAACCAAAAAUGCUGCAAGAAAAGUAUCAAACUUGUCCUCGAAAAUAAUUUAUGAUAAAAAUGCUAAAUCAUUUUCUGCGGAAAAUAAUGCGGAUAGUUGUAAACUUUCAUUAACGAAGGUGGCCAAGACUUUCGUUCCGUUUAAAAAACUGGGUAGAAUUUGUCUUAAAAAGCACCGUCGCAUUCCUUUUUAUUAUCUUGGUAGGUUAAGCAAUAAGCACAAUUACAUAGAGAAAAGUAACGUUACGAUGUUAUCACCAACUAAGUCAGAAACAAAACAUAUAAAGCGGAAUUUCUCAUUUACGAAUUUAUCCGAUUCUGGUUUCAGCAGAACAAGAGGGAAUUUGACUCCAGAGAAUCAAAAGAUAAAUAAAAUCGUGCAAGGCUUAGAGCGAACUUCUUCAGGUACAGUAGUUUUAUUGUCACCUCAAAAUGAUUCACAGUUAAAACAUCUAUCCAUUGGUUCACCGCACAAAGAGAGGGAGCUUUCUGUUCUAAAAACUUCAAUUAUUAGUAAAAAAGAUCAUUUUAAAUGUUCUUCUAAUAUCUUAGAGAGACAGAAAGGAUUUACGACUCCUGGUGCAAAAAAGAAUAUGGCCAAAAAAUCUGAGACGUUGUUACAAGAAUGUGAGGAAUUAGACAAGGAAGAGGAAUUGAUUGCAGAGAAAGAACUGAUGAUUGCAGAAAAAGGGGAACUGAUUGCAGAGAAAAAAGUUCAACAUCCAGACUACAAAAAACUUUUUUUAGAUGGCUCUGAUUUUGACAUAGAUACUGACAAGUUUCACGAAUUUGCAGAUGAAGCUGAAUUUGCAGCUAACAAGCUAUCUGGUGAGGAAGAUCCGGGGAAAAGAAAACAAGAAGAACCGAAACUUCUACAGGAUACUGACAGUGAAUCAAUCAUCCCAUCUUCACUUGAUAGACCUCCAAAGAAGCUUAAAUUAACAUCUGAAAAUGUGAUGAAACCUACUUUCUUUCAUAGACCCGACACUACAGAGAGCCUUCAACAACGUUUUGCGAAUCACGAAAUUUCACAGCGAAGUACGAAUAGUAAUCAAAAUGUUGAAUCUCUGGACAUUGCAGAUCGCUUUUUUGAAGAUGUGAUUGAGAAGUCUAAACGUAUUCGGGCUAAUACUUCAGUAGAUAAUGUUGUGGUUAACAUUGAGCCCAGCCCAACGGAAAUCAAAAUGACAGAACAUCAAGAAAUUAACUUCUUUAAAACAAAAACAAACGAAUUGGAUAAAAAUAUUGAAAAAGCCAGUAAUUCUAUAAAAAAUACUGAAACUCUUAACAAGUCAGAAAUUACGUCGGAGUUACUUAAAGAAAAUGAAGAAAUGCAAAUAGAUCCAUUCAGUAUUUACUAUUCGCUGCACGUCAACGCCCACUGCCAUAAUAAUGAGAUGCAAAAUUUAGGAUCUGACAAAGAAAAUACAUUGCAAUAUCCGAAUGAAAUUGAGUCGUCUCAACUCUGUACGCACAAUGUUGAACCUACUCAGGCUCUUUUAACGAGUUUCGUGAGAAUUGAUGAAAAUUUGGAAAUAAAGGAAACAAAUUUACAAGAUUCAGGCGAUAUCACUGAAGUUUGCAGAAGUCCUACAUUGGAGAAAUAUUGUACGACAGAUAGGAAGAAUCGGAAUGAGGAAAUGUUGAAUGCUUCCAAGAAUAAAAUAAUUGCUACUUUACCGGAUUCUUUAAUGAAUAUUACAGAAGAGCAGUUACUGCUUAACGAGUUCGAGAAAGAACUUUUUGGAGGAGCGAAUAAGGCUUGUGAGGACCCGAGGAGUGAAAAUGAUUUAGUCGCCGAGACACUAAACGAUUAUGAUCAUUUGGACAUAAUAGAAAACACACCAAAGGACAAUAAAAACAUGGAUGAAAAAAAACUGUUAGACAAAGACUGUUUUGAAUUUUCUCCAAUACCUUCAGUCGGUUUAAGUCAAGAUAAAAUAGUAAGAGGACCUUUUAUACAACCAUCAAUUAAAAGAAAAUCAUAUCCUAUUUACCACAGUACACCAAAAAUUCCGAGAACUAUAUCUCCCAAAUGUGCAACUUCCUUGAUCUCAGAUAUUUUACUAUCAUCUGUACCAAAGCCGGGCCUCUUACUCCAAGAAAAAAUGGAAGAAAAUUCAGUGAUGUUAAUACCAAAAUUGACCUUCGUUUGUAGCGGCUUGUCAAUGUCUCAAAUUGAUUCUGUGAAACAAUUGGCAAAACUAGUCAAAGCAGAUUUCACGAGUUCAUUCAAUCCCAACGUCACACACGUAAUUGUUAAAGUCACUGGACCGAAAAAUGCAGCAGAAAAGACUUUAAAAUUCGUCCAAGGUAUUGCACACAGAAAAUGGAUAGUUAGCGUAAAAUGGGCUUUGGAUAGUUUGCAAGAAUCAAAGUUAUUAAGUGAAGAAAAGUACGAGGCUGUUGAUAAUUUAACUUUAGAGGAAGGUCCAAAAAAAUCGAGAUUAAGAAGGAGGGGUAUUUUCGAGGAUUUUCUUUGCAUGUGCAAAGGUCCCUUCAACAAUGUUUCAAUCGAAGAAUAUUGGGAUUUACUCAUUCACACUGGAGCAACACUCGUAGAUACAAUGGAUGCUCUUACUGCCGAAAAGAAGAAACUAAAAAUUCUUGUAGUGCAAGGGGAUCACUGGGAUGACAAAACAAUCAAGGAGUGGUUUAAAAAAACCGAAGCGGUUCCAAUCGCACACGAGUGGAUAGUAGAAUGUAUUAGUCAGUACAAAUUGGUUUCUAUAUUCGACUAUCUUCAAGCAAUUAUGCCACAAGACGUUUCAGCCGUUGGUUUUCCUGAAGAGCUGCUCCUGGAUGAGGAAUAUGAAUCCGACUGUGAAUAUGAAGACUAAUUAAACGCUAUUACUAAAAAUACCUGAUUCUAGAUAUAAUAUAAGUUCUGACUUCUGACAUUUUCAUUCUGCAUAUAUGUAUGUAUAUGGUCCGAUAAAGUAUUUA
Molecule: messenger RNA, 5046 nt
Organism: Belonocnema kinseyi
Lineage: Eukaryota; Metazoa; Arthropoda; Insecta; Hymenoptera; Cynipidae
Product: breast cancer type 1 susceptibility protein homolog
Exons: 7
Coding region: 570-4940 (1456 amino acids)
Biological process (GO): negative regulation of fatty acid biosynthetic process; positive regulation of transcription by RNA polymerase II; double-strand break repair via homologous recombination
Cellular component (GO): plasma membrane; BRCA1-BARD1 complex; BRCA1-A complex
Molecular function (GO): ubiquitin-protein transferase activity
Source: RefSeq, a predicted model, not a curated record